AUGAAGACUCUCAACUCUCCUAUGGCGCCCGCGGGCGCUGUGACUUCACAUGCUGACUAUGAACCACGCCGGUCAACUCGCAUGAAGUUCAAGAAUCCGGAUUACAAGGGAGCAACAUCGUCCAGUGUUCCUGUUCUGUCCUCUGUGAAGCCAUCUUCAACACGUCCAAAGUUGACUUCAACCGACAAUGUCGAGGCAAUUGUUAACCCCGUGGCCUCAGCUGAAGCGGAAAGGUCAAAACCUUCCUCGGGUCAAGAACCUGCAACCUCAUCUCUGAAGAGGAAAAGGCCUGUUUCCAAGACAUCUGCGCUCAAGGCAAACGCCAAGGCAACUGCGAAGUCUACCAAGACAAAAAAUACCACCAAGAGAAAGAGAACUACCAAGGCAGCAAACGCCGCAGUGAAGAAUCCUUCCAAGACGGCAGCUACGAGAAGUCCUCGAAUCAAACCCGAACAGUCGUCGUUACUAUUCCAGGCUUCUGACAAACUCCCGCAUAAUCUGGGCUCACUUCCAGGCUCACUUGCGACAGACAAGGUUCCUGCACGCUCGCCCAAUGGCUCCGAUAAAGAAAACCGAGGUUUAGAUGCGUCUGCUGAGCACCUCGAGGGAGCAGGAAAUGAAGCGGAUACACAAAUCAAACCAAUCAAGAAAAAGUCCAAGUCGCGUGUCUCGUAUGGGUUGACAGUUGGCAAGACACCGUAUCCUGAAUUUCUGCGGCCUACUGCAGCAGAAUGUGAGGAGGUCAAUCGACUCUUAUCUGAGAUCCAUGGCGAAGUGACUGUACCCAAGACCAUCCCAGAGCCUUCACUUACUGUCACCGGCUGCGGUGAAGUUCCCUCGGUCCUUGAUGCACUCAUCCGUACGUUGCUGAGCGGAGCAACCAGCGGCGCCAACUCUGCUUUGGCCUUUAAUGGUCUGGUGAAGCGUUUCGGUAUUCUCUCAGAAGGUAUCGGCAAAGGAAGUGUGAACUGGGACGCUGUUCGACAAGCUCCUCUGAAUGAUGUCUUCGAAGCAAUCAAGAGAGGUGGCUUGGCAGCUGUCAAGAGCAAAAACCUGAAGGCGAUUCUAGACCAAGUCUACGAAGAGAAUCAGGAGCAGGUAAAGCGUUUGGAGGCCGAGGAUCCAUCAGCUGACGACAUGAACCCCAAGAUGUCCCCAGAAAAUAUGGAGAAUGAAAAGGCGUAUCGACUUGCCUGUACCGACCAGCAUUUUCUUUCUCUGGAUCAUAUUCACAAGCUCUCCACGCCAGAAGCCAUGGCUGCGCUAGUCAAGUAUCCCGGUAUCGGUCCAAAGACAGCCGCAUGUGUGUGCCUCUUUUGUCUGCAGCGGCCGUGCUUUGCAGUCGAUACCCAUAUCUUCCGCAUCACCAAAUGGCUUGGUUGGGUUCCUGACAAUGCUUCCGAAAUCACCGCGUUCAGCCACUUGGAAGUCCGCAUCCCGGAUCACCUCAAGUACCCACUUCACCAGCUGUUCAUCAAGCAUGGAAAGACCUGUCCCCGAUGCCGUGCCAUCACAGGUGAAACUAGUGUCGGCUGGGAACAAGGCUGUGCCAUCGACCAUCUGGUGAGGCGGACCGGAGCCCGCAAGGGCGGUCCACCUCCCAAAAAGAAGUCGAAGGUUACAGGCCGUGUCAAGAGAAAGGUUUCCGCAGCAACUCCUAGCGCUGCAAACACAAAUGACCCCAAGGCUGCUGUCGCUGUCACCCCCACAGCCUCGAGGAGGAAUCCUUCACGCAAAGCAUCGUCUCAGGUACAGGUCGUGAUUGAGUCAACUCCCUCAGACCUUGAUGAAUCGUCAACUCCUGCUCCGCCAACUACAGCAGAGUCGGCUAUUGUCGAAACUGCUGCGGUGACCUUGUCUCCCACUACAAUAGGCCAAGUGGCAAAUUCUUCAUCUCUUUCUACUCCAACUCCGGAGGAUAAAACCUCCCGCGCCUCUAAUAUCAAGAAGAAACCGACCCCUCAAAGGCGCAAGGCCAAAAGAAGGACUGCUCGCAAGUCUACGGCCAAGGGCAAAGGAAGGAAAGCUGGCUCCUAG
Molecule: messenger RNA, 2037 nt
Organism: Penicillium cinerascens
Lineage: Eukaryota; Fungi; Ascomycota; Eurotiomycetes; Eurotiales; Aspergillaceae
Product: endonuclease III domain-containing protein
Exons: 1
Coding region: 1-2037 (678 amino acids)
Biological process (GO): base-excision repair
Molecular function (GO): catalytic activity
Source: RefSeq, a predicted model, not a curated record